CACCACCUCAUCAAUCACAUCUCCAGCUGGCCUCCACUGUUGCUCCCCGAGCUUCCUCGAGCCCCCAAACUUUACCAUUCUCAACGCCGCCGACGGCCACCACCACCGUACUGCGGCUGCGCACCGACCAGCGAAAGCAGACAACACCAGGGGAAAGGCAACGACACUCUCGCCCAGUUCGCGUCGUCGACAAUGUCCCCGCGGAUCCCCUGACGCACCUGAGACUGUCCCGCCCCUCCCACGACGACGACGACGCCGCCGCCGCUGCCACUGCCGCCAGCAUGUCGAACCGCUACGGCGCGCCGCCGAUGCGCAAUGGCAACGGCUAUGGCAACAUGGGGCGAACCGAUGACGAUUACGAUCCUUAUGGUGAGGGCUACGCCUCCGACAGAUACGGCCCACGCCCAUCCACCUCAUCGUCGCGCGGCGGCCCCCGUCCAUCCACGUCGUCCUCGCGCGGCCCUCCACCAUCGGUGCGCGCGAUGCCUUCGCGAUCCCACGUCCGCGAGACAAGCGCGGAGAGGCAAAUCACUCAAGUCCUAGAGCACAUACGAUCCGAGUGGCCGUCCUUGUGCGACGGCGAUUGCGUCCCCGUCCAGCUCGCCCUGCAGCUUCUCGACUCGAGCUCCGUCGGUCGCGCCCACGACUAUCGCAAGUUUCAGAAGACGCAUGCGUACCUGCAAGACUCGCUCAAGAACAUCGUGCACGAGCACCACCAAGGCUUCAACAGCUCGAUAGGCACGUUCCACAAGAUCCAGGGCAGCAUUCAAGCGUCGCAGAAGCGCGUCCGCGCGCUCAAGGACUCGCUUGCAUCCGCCAAAACGAGCCUCUGCUCCACUGACCCCGAGCUCAAGAAGCUUUCGGCAACCUCGCAUGGCUACGACGAGCUUUUGCAGACCCUCAAUGAAUUAGACGAUCUUCGCGCCGUUCCUGACCAGCUCGAGGCCCGGAUAUCCGAGAAACGCUUCCUCACCGCGGUCGAGGUCUUGCAGAAUGCACUGCGGAAGCUCCGCCGGCCGGAGCUCGAUGGCAUUGGCGCUCUGAGCGACCUGAGAGGCUAUUUGGCGAACCAGGAGACGGCUUUGAUGGACAUCCUUGUCGAGGAGCUCCACGAGCAUCUAUACCUCAAGUCGCCGUACUGCCAGGAGCGGUGGCAGAGCUUGGCUAAAAGCCAGGGCGCCUUCUCUGACGGCUACAGAGAUGCCAACACCAUCUCGCCCUUUCACACUGUACUGGACUCUAUUGACGUCGAGAAGCCCGUCACGGAGGAUCCGAUGAAGAAUCCAGAGGCGGAUACAUUCUACUACGUCUCCCUGCUUGUCGAGGCACUCAACAAGCUGGGCAGGUUGCAGAACGCCGUCGAGACUCUGAAGCAAAGACUUCCAGUCGAGCUUUUUGGAAUCGUCAACGAGACGAUCAACGAAGUAGACCAGCGACACCCAAGUAGUCUUCGGGGAGGCAACGGCAAAGCCGAAGGGCUACUGCUCUAUGGAACUCGAGAACUGCAGAUGAGAGCCGAUGUCAUCUACGACUUAUUGUGGACUCUUUAUGGCAAAUUCGAGGCCAUUGGCGAAGGCCAUCGAGUCUUCCACGAGUCUAUCAAGGCGCUCAUCCGAAGAGAGGGUGCCGGCAAUAAUAUUGCACUGCUUGGGAGCUUCAAAGAAUUAUGGAAUUUGUACCAGAAUGAGAUCAGGUCUCUUCUGCACAAUUACGUCACUACGGAUGCCGACGUGUACCAGUUCGACUCGCCGACGCCAGGGGGGAACCCCAACGGCAGCAAGGAUGCCAUGCGUGAGCACUUGUUCAAGUUUGCAGAGGCGGACUCCAAGUCAGUGGACAUGGUCACCGAAUAUGAUGCCCUUGAGGGCAUUAUUCACGCGACAGUUCCUGGUUUGACGAGCAACUCGCGCAAGCCGGGCGCCGACUUGAGGAAGAAUCGGGUCACUGCCGAGCCUGGACUCACAAGACGCGAUACCGGCAACUUUGGCACUGCCAAGCAGACCAUUGGCUCCUACAAGUCGCUCGUGGAGCCGAGUGUCUUCAACAUGAGCCUUUUAUUGCCACCAACCCUCAUCUUUCUACAACGACUAAAGACCAUCGUGCCUCCCGGCUCUGACCUUGCCACCAGCACACUGACCACAUUCCUCGACAACUUUCUGGUCAACGUGUUCCAACCACAGUUGGACGAGACGCUCGAUAAGCUUAGCGACACCGUCUUUGGCGAGGCGGACUCAUUCACUCAGGACCCAACAUGGACCCAAUUCGCGGCCAAGCCCGUGUUCAAGGGUGCAACGGCCUUCUUUCAGGUAGUUACGUCGUUCUGCCGGAUGCUGGGAACGAUUCCGCCCGAUCAGGCCCUGAGCUCCCUCAUCGUGAAUCAAAUGUCGCGGUAUUACGAGCGUUGCUUCACUUGGUACAAGUCACUGGUGACGAAGACUCAGGAGCAGGCAGCAGACUCGAGCAACCUCAGAGCGUCAGCUCGGUUCUCGGUGCAGCCGGACGACUUGCAAGAGACGAUGAAGAAGCUGUGGACCGAGGAUGAACUAGAUCGACAGCUCCUGGAGAAGGAGGUUCACCUGCUGAUUGAGCAAACCAACGAGACGAGGCUAGAGAUGAACGACAUUAUCCAGGACCGGGACACCAUCUCGUCCCUAUGCCUGCUCUAUACGAGCAUGAAGUGGCUGGCCGCGAAGAUCUCGGACUUGAGGCAUAUAACAAUGCACGAGACGGACUCAUCGCGACAGGCGUUACCGCGGCAGGCCAACAGGCGGUGGACGCUUCUGAAUGACCCCAACAAGCUGAGCGCGGAUGAAGGACCGGUCCACCUGCCGCUGACUCAGGAAACGGUCCAGAUCUUUGAUAACAUCGUGACCUCGUACGAGGAACUGGCCGGCACUGCCCUGCUGACUUUGCACAUGGAGGUGCGCUGUAGAAUCGCAUACUCGCUACACAAUACCUUGUCGCCGGAUCUGGCGCCGUAUCUCCUGGAUCAAGAGGUCAGGGAACCGGACCCACAGAUCCUGAGCCUCAACCUCGAGCUGGUGAUGUUCGACGAGACGAUUGUACGUUUUCUUCGCGACAAGGAGAUUGCCUUUAUCAGAACUGGACUGGGGCUGCUCAUUAACUGCUACCUGGUCACCAACGCACGCAUGGCCUCGCCCAUGAACGGCAAGGGCUGUGGGCGCAUGCAGCUCAACAUCCUCGUGCUGCAGCAGAACCUCAAGAACAUCGAGGAGGGCGUGGACCUCACAAGGGCGGCCAACUACUACGCGCUGUUUGACAGCGGAUCGGAUGCCGUGAUCGAGAAAGCCAAAGAGGACAAGGAGAAAGGCCAGGACGGAGUUUCGGAGUCCAACAGCUUCAGCUAUGACGAACUCAAGGUGCUGGUGGAGCUGUGCUUUAGCGAACAGAUGGCGAACCCGGAGAGGGGCAUCGCUACCGCGGCGAAGAGGAGGAUGGACGAAAAGCUGCUGGGGCUGAGCGAGCACAUGUGGCAAACGUGAAGGGGAUACGAGGUGGGCGAGGUUAGCCCUGGGAGACUGAGGCGGAGUCGCGGGCCGCAUUGCGCGGACAAGUAUGCCGAGAAAUUCGGUAGACUAUGCUUGCAGUUGUGCAACGUCGAGAGCGGGGAUGUGCGUCGGUUACCCCGUGCGCUGUUCUGUAACAACAUUCAGAUGAAUUUAGUCUGGCGUGAACAUGAGCGACAGAGUACGCCCUGCAGGUCGCCAGCAGAGCAUGUA
Molecule: messenger RNA, 3740 nt
Organism: Purpureocillium takamizusanense
Lineage: Eukaryota; Fungi; Ascomycota; Sordariomycetes; Hypocreales; Ophiocordycipitaceae
Gene: SEC8
Product: Xaa-Pro aminopeptidase
Exons: 2
Coding region: 282-3503 (1073 amino acids)
Biological process (GO): exocytosis; Golgi to plasma membrane transport
Cellular component (GO): exocyst
Source: RefSeq, a predicted model, not a curated record